This is a messenger RNA of Penicillium cosmopolitanum, 1671 nucleotides long. Its product is annotated as MFS transporter. Bases 1 to 1671 code for a protein of 556 amino acids. The transcript has a single exon. Gene Ontology annotation, molecular function: spermine transmembrane transporter activity. Gene Ontology annotation, cellular component: fungal-type vacuole membrane. The record is from RefSeq and is a predicted model, not a curated record. Gene Ontology annotation, biological process: transmembrane transport; spermine transport. NCBI's taxonomy places the organism in Eukaryota, Fungi, Ascomycota, Eurotiomycetes, Eurotiales, Aspergillaceae.
AUGGAAAAUUCAAUACCUCCCUCAUCCACCCACAGCCACUUGGUUCGGGAUGAGACCCUCGAAAGCCUGCGCAGUGUGGGAAUAACAGAGAACGCCCCUGCUCCCGACUACAGCUACCCAGAGACGAGACGAAAGGAGCGCCCAGUAUUUCCAGAAGAAUAUGUUGUCGAAACAAGAACUGGCCUUGUUCCCCAAAAGACUUUGGAACAGGUUCGAUCCGUUUCAUCAUCAGCGACAGCGCGAGCGCCGGAAGACAAUGAGAACGCCGAUUUAGAAAAAGGGCCCAAAGAUACACCCGAGUUCAUCACCUUCACAAUCAAUGAUCCAGAACACCCUUACAAUUGGUCCCGCGCUUAUCGAUGGUACAUCACGCUGGUCGCAUCUGCACUAGUGGUGUGUGUUGCAUAUGGCUCGUCUAUUGUUACGGGUGGCUUAGGCUUGAUCCAAGAAAAAUAUAACGUAUCUCUUGAGGUCGCUAUUCUGACAUGCUCAAUCAUGGUCUGUGGCUUCGCAGUUGGGCCCUUACUCUGGUCACCAUUGUCGGAGAUCAUCGGACGAAGACCAGUGUACAUCAUCUCGCUUGGUCUUUACACGAUCUUCAAUAUUCCAUGUGCCUUGUCACCCAAUAUCGGUGGACUCCUAGUCUGUCGUUUCCUGUGCGGUGUAUUUUCCAGUUCGGGCCUUUCCCUCGCUGGUGGGACUAUCGCCGACAUUUGGAGCAUCGAGGAACGGGGUAUGGCCAUUGCCUAUUUCGCAGCUGCUCCCUACUGUGGCCCCGUCAUCGGACCGAUCGUCACAGGCUGGAUCAAUGUUGGUACACAUCGACUUGAUCUAUUCUUCUGGACAAAUAUGGCCUUUGCCGGUGUGAUUUUGAUUCUAGUGGGGUUUGUUCCCGAGACAUACGCACCCAUUAUUCUGAAAAAGCGUGCUGCCAAAAUGCGGAAAGAGACUGGCAACCCAAAUAUCAUGACUGAACAAGAACAAAAGAAACUUUCGCUUGGUGAUAUUGCUCGAACAAAUCUGAUUCGCCCUAUUACGAUGAUAAUGACGGAGCCUGUCUUGGAUUUGAUGUGCAUGUAUAUCAUGCUCAUCUACUCGAUGCUAUAUGCCUUCUUCUUCGCGUACCCCGUUAUCUUCGGAAAACUCUAUGGCUAUAACGACGGACAGAUUGGCCUGAUGUUUAUCCCCAUAUUGAUCGGUGCGGCUAUAUCUCUGCUGAUCACCCCUGCCAUUGAGAAGCAAUUCAAAAAAGUCUGCCAAUCUCGGGCUCCUACCCCCGAAGACAGACUUAUUGGGUCACUUAUCGGAGCCCCGUUCAUCCCGAUCGCAUUCUUCUUGCUGGGAGCAACCUCCUACCAGCAUAUAAUUUGGGUUGGACCGGCUUCAUCUGGUAUUGCCUUCGGGUUUGGUAUGGUUCUGUGCUACUAUGCCGUGAACAACUAUCUCAUCGACGCAUAUCAGAAAUAUCCCGCAUCGGCGUUAGCAGCGAAGGUGUUCCUCAGAUCUGGUGGUGGUGCCGCUUUUCCUUUGUUCAUCACACAGAUGUAUGACCGCCUCGGACUACAAUGGGCAUCGUGGUUACUGGCAUUCAUUGGCCUGGCAAUGGUUUUCAUUCCUUUUAACUUCUACUUCUUUGGCAUCAAGCUUCGUGCAAAACUUGGACGCGAUUGA